Messenger RNA from Drosophila miranda, 2144 nucleotides. Its product is annotated as probable histone-binding protein Caf1. Gene Ontology annotation, molecular function: histone binding. The transcript is spliced from 3 exons. The record is from RefSeq and is a predicted model, not a curated record. Gene Ontology annotation, cellular component: nucleus; ESC/E(Z) complex; NuRD complex. The coding region runs from base 1 to 1326 and encodes 441 amino acids. NCBI's taxonomy places the organism in Eukaryota, Metazoa, Arthropoda, Insecta, Diptera, Drosophilidae. Gene Ontology annotation, biological process: regulation of gene expression.
AUGAGCCGUGCCUGGCGUCCAUUGUCGGAACUCAGUGUCGAUGACUAUGUCGAUGUCGAUGUCGAUGUCGAUGGCGAUGGCGAUGCCGAGCAGUCGAUCAUCGAGGAGUACAAUAUAUGGAAGAAAAAUACACCAUAUAUGUACGAUGAGAUUGUGACACACGCUCUCGAGUGGCCAUCGUUGACGGCCCAGUGGCUGCCCGGUGCAUCCGGGCAGGUAGGCAAGGAAUACUCGGUGCAUCGUCUCAUUUUGGGGACACACACGACGAACAACGAACCGCAUCAAUUGCUGAUUGCCAGCGUGCCGGUCCCCACCGAGGAGGCACAGAUUGAUAGAUCGCGUUACGACAAUGAGAUGGGCGAGAACGGUGGCUUUGGUCCGGGGUGUGGCAAAAUCAAAAUGGAGGUCAUCAUCAACCACGAAGGUGAGGUGAACCGUGCUCGCUACAUGCCACAACACUCUUGCAUCAUAGCCACCAAAUCGCCAACGAGCGAUGUCCUGGUGUUUGACUACACAAAGCACCCGAGCAAGCCGGAAAGUCCCGGCAAAUGCGUGCCAGAUCUGCGCCUGCGUGGCCACACGAAGGGGGAAUUUGGCCUCUCCUGGCAUCCGAAACAGAUGGGUUACUUGCUGUCGGCUUCUGAUGAUAAAAAAAUAUGCUUGUGGGACAUUAAUGCCGCACCCAAGACCCAUCGCGUGAUCGAUGCCGUGAACAUUUUCACUGGACACAACGCUCCAGUGCGCGAUGUCGCCUGGCACAAUCAGCAGCAAACAGUCUUCGGUUCUGUGGCUCGGAAGCUCAUGAUCUGGGAUAUACGCAACGGCAACCCGCCACAGCCAUUGUUUAAGGUCGAUGCCCAUGCAGACGCUGUGACUUGUCUGUCUUUCAUUCCCAUCUCAGAGUACACGUUGGUCACUGGAUCCGCUGACAUGACUGUCGCCUUGUGGGAUUUCCGUAAUCUGAAGAAUAAAUUACAUUUCCUUGGGGCACACCGGGGAUUGAUCACCCAGAUUCAUUGGAAUCCCUCAAAUGAAAAUAUCGUCGCUUCGGCUAGCACCGAUUGCCGCUUGAACGUAUGGAUGUUGUCGAAAAUUGGCGACGAACAAUGCCAAGACGAGGCCGUGGAUGGGCCGCCAGAGCUGCUCUUCAUCCACGGCGGGCAUACGGCCAUAAUCAACGACUUCUCGUGGUUUCCCAAUCAAAUGUUCCCAUGGACCAUAUGCUCUGUGUCCGCCGACAAUGUGAUGGAAGUGUGGCAAAUGGCCGACAUCGUGUACCAGGAAGAUGAGGAGCCGGGGUCCGAGGUACCGGAAUCCAACAACUAAUAGGAAAUCCUAAUUAAUAUUUUGCAGAGGCUUUCAGACAUAUUCUCAUCUUAAUUUUCAUCUGAGCCUAUUUCCGAAAUAAGUUAUAAAAUGAGUCAUUGUCUCUACUAAUAUCAGGAUGCGUCUAAACAUACAUUGAUCAUCUCAUUUGCUUGUCAUUAAUUCUUGAUUUUCGGGGUAUGAUAAUUGUUAAAUUGCAUUCCAGUUGACGUUCAUUAAUCAUAAUUAUGCAUUGUCUCGAACAGAGGCCUGGCCAUCAGGAAAUCUCUUAAAUAUUACACGUUAUUUGGCAUCGGAAUAAUUGCGCAAAUAUUUGCGCUUGUCUCUGCAUGAUGAUUAUAUAUAUAACACUUGCGCUGUCAAUGAGGGGGGAAAACAAUAGUACUUUGAGUGUCCCCCGGGGCAGCCAGGAAUUGGAAAUGAUAUCAUUCGACCCCACUCCCCUCUGCAUGCGUCAGAUGAAAAUUGAUUUAUAAUUUCAAAUGUACGGAAAUGAAUUUUGUUAAUUACCUGUCAACGGUCAAGAUGUGUCCAUCGCGCAGUCGAAUCCAGGAAACAGAUUUGUUGCCCAGUUGUUUGACCUGUUGAAAAGAGAGAGAGGAAUGAAGACUUGGUCAAUGGCAUGGAAAUUGAGGAAAUUUAAUUUAAAUAAAAAUGGGAAUACGAAUUUAUAGAGCGAACUAAAACGAGGGAAAAUUCAAUUAAUGUAUCAAUGGAAAAAAAAAAAAAUGGCACUCAAUGUGAUGUGAUCUAUGUAUAACACAAGCCUAUAGAGAAUAUCCUCCGAAAUACCAAUAAAUAAACCAAUAUAAUUAUUA